UACCCUUGUGACCGGAGCUCCCCAGCGCUUGCGUAUUCAUCAGCGCGAGUGAGAGAUCGAUCCUUGUGUGCUGCUGUGCGAUUGAGUUGAGUUCAAUGUUGGCGAUGUGCGGAGAGAGGAAACCACCGCACGCACCUCAAAGAAUGACAAGCUCGGUUCAUCGGACGUCUUCGAUUAACUUUGGAUGUUUAGCUGAUGUCGACUUUUUAGCUUUUUCUUCAAUGGAAUCAACAAGAGACUAGUACAAUCGCCGCCUUCACAGGAACAGCAAAACAAUGUGUUGGAAUUUAGUCUAAGAAGCAGCGGCUUCAGAUUCUAAAUAACGAACGUGAUAGGCAUUAAGAUAUAAUUCAGUCGCCUGCUGCAGAUAUUCACCUAACUAUUGUGUUAUUAAUGAUCCCAAAUAUCAGCCAGAGCUAAGAGUACGUUUUCCUACAGCCUAAUGUUGACCAUUUAGUUUAUAGCCUAGCCUACUUGGCAGACGCUCCUGGCAUACAUACAAUAACUCUUAUAUAAAACGGUUUCUGCGGGUUUUUUUUUAAAGUAGGCAAUUCAAGAAGACAACAGUUCAACCUGAAUUGAAGGAGUUAGGAGAUCAAUGAUUUGCACUCUAGUGCGAGUGGUGCGCAAAGAAAUGUCCCUCUCAUGAGGCGCAAUGUCUUUACAGCUUCGCAUCUUCCAUUGACAGGACAGUUGCUGGGAGUGUCACCGGGAGACCUUCUACCAAGAAACUCGAUAGGCUGUCCAGAGACAAUCUGUGGAAGAGAUACACAAAAUGGCGAGACAUAACCAUCGAUAUUGAGCCCCCCUGUGGUUGAUGGUGAUGCCUGAGCCCAACCCAGCAAUGCAGAAGACGAGAACUCUGUGGUGGCAGGGUCGACUGGGAGUUCCUCUGCUGUUUCUGGUUUUCCCGCUCCUCAGGACCGAACCGCUCCAACUCGACCUGUCGUUCAAUGGACUUUCGGAGCCCCAGAAUGUGACACUGGCUGCUAUCCUGCCUUUGCACAACACUGAAUACCCAUGGGCCUGGCCUCGCGUGGGACCCGCUCUGAUCAGAGCUCUGGAGCGAGUCAAUGACGAACCCACCCUGCUGCCAGGCCACCGCCUCCGCAUCGUCUACGACAGCAGCGAAAGCAAAGAUGGAGUCUGCUCCGACUCAGUGGCGCCGUUGGUGGCCGUGGACCUCAAGUUCUCCUACGACCCGUGGGCCUUCAUCGGGCCUGGCUGCGACUAUGCUUCGUCUCCUGUGGGUCGCUUCACCACCCACUGGGACGUUCCCAUGGUGACGGCCGGGGCAGCGGCCAUCGGCUUCAACAUGUACACCUCCAUCACCAACACGGGCCCCACACACAAGAAGCUGGGCGAGUUUGGGGUGCGCCUGCAUCGCCAUUUUGGCUGGCACAGGCACGCCAUGCUCAUGUUCAGUGACAACAAAGACGACGACCGGCCAUACUACUUUACGGCAGAGGGGCUGUACACGCAGCUGCAGCUGGACAACAUCACCACAGCAGACAAGGUCUUCAAUGAGCAGACUGGACCCGUCCAGUAUGAUGACCUCAUCAGUGACAUAAGCCAGAGUGCCCGAGUGGUGUACAUGUGCUGCUCAUGGGACACUUUCCGGAGGCUGAUGGUACAGUUCUGGAGGGAGGGCCUGCCCCCGGAGGACUAUGCCUUCUUCUUCAUUGACCUGUUCGGCCACAGCCUGAGGAAGCAGCCCGCUAGGCCCUGGUACAGAGGAGACUCAGACGACCACGCCGCCAAGAAGGCCUUCAGGAGUGUGAAGAUCCUGACCUACAAAGAGCCACAGAACCCAGAGUACAAGGAGUUUGUUUCCAACCUGAAGACGGACGCCAUGAACAUGUUCAACUUCACCGUAGAAGACUCGCUGAUGAACCUGAUAGCAGGAGGCUUCUAUGACGGCGUGAUGCUUUACUCUCAGGCCCUGAAUGAGACCAUGACAGAGGCAGGGGGCCGGCCGCGAGGGGACGCCGUCACCAAGAGGAUGUGGAACCGCACGUACCAUGGUGUUACUGGCUUGGUUCAGAUUGAUGGGGCAGGCGAUCGGGAGAUUGACUUUGCCUUGUGGGACAUGACUGAUCUUGACUCUGGGAUCUUUCAGAUCGUGUCCGUCUACAACAGCACCCUGAAGGAGCUGGUUCCAGUGCCGGGCAUGAAGGUCCAGUGGCCGGGGGGCGCCCCCCCCCAAGACAUCCCCGACUGUGGCUUCAAGAACGACAAGCCCGCUUGCUUAGCACGGACGGUCACUAUGCACCAGAUGGUGGCCAUCGUGGCUUGCUUCAUCUUCGUCAUCAUCGUCACUGUCACCGUCUUCAUCUACAGGAAGCUGAAAUUGGAGAAUGAGUUGGCUGCUCAGCUCUGGCGAGUGCAAUGGGAAGACGUGCAGAUGAGUGACCUGGAGAAAGUGUUGCGCAGGGCCUGCAGCAGACUCACCCUGUCUCUGAGAGGCUCCAACUAUGGCUCCUUCCUGACCAUGGAAGGAAACUUCCAGAUCUACGCCAAAACUGGCUACUACAAGGGAAACAUUUCGGCCAUUAAGUACGUCACUAACAAGAAGCGCAUCGAGCUCACCAGGAGGGUGCUCUUUGAGCUCAAACAUAUGCGUGAUGUUCAAAACGAGCACUUGACUCGCUUUAUCGGAGCCUGUAUCGAUCCUCCUAACAUCUGUAUCAUCACAGAGUACUGCCCCCGGGGCAGCCUGCAGGAUCUUAUGGAGAGCGAGACCAUCACCUUGGACUGGAUGUUCAGAUACUCUCUGAUCAACGACAUUGUUAAGGGAAUGGCCUUCCUUCACAACAGCGUCAUCAUCUCCCAUGGUAACCUGAAGUCCUCUAACUGCGUGGUGGACAGUCGCUUUGUCCUGAAGAUCACUGACUACGGGCUGGCUAGCUUCCGCGAAAAGUCCAAUAUGGAGGACACACACGCCUACUAUGCCCGGAAAUUGUGGGCAGCUCCAGAGCUGCUGAGGGCAGAUAGUCCCCCACCAUGUGGCACACAGAAAGGUGACAUCUACAGCUUCGGCAUCAUUCUGCAAGAGCUGGCCCUGCUCCGAGGGGUCUUCCACGUCGAGGGGGACACCCUCAGCCCCAAAGAAAUCGUAGAGCGCGUGGCGCUGGGCCAGUGGCCCUACCUGCGGCCCUCCCUCUGCCCCCAGAGUCACAGUGAAGAGGUGGGCAAGCUCAUGCAGCGCUGCUGGAGCGAGGACGUGAACGAGAGGCCCGAGUUCCACCACAUCAAGCUGCUGCUGCGCAAACACAACAGAGGUUAUGGGUCUAAUAUCCUGGACAACCUGCUGUCUCGGAUGGAGCAGUACGCCAAUAACCUGGAAGAACUGGUGGAGGAAAGGACACAGGCUUACCAUGAAGAGAAACGCAAGGCCGAGGCACUGCUCUACCAGAUACUUCCACACUCUGUAGCGGAGCAGCUGAAGAGAGGGGAGACGGUGCAGGCUGAGGCCUUUGACUCGGUCACCAUCUACUUCAGUGACAUCGUGGGCUUCACCGCCAUCUCAGCAGAGAGCACGCCCAUGCAGGUGGUGACCCUAUUGAAUGACCUCUACACGUGUUUCGAUGCCAUCAUCGACAACUUCGAUGUUUAUAAGGUGGAGACGAUAGGCGAUGCAUACAUGGUGGUGUCUGGGCUGCCCGUGAGGAACGGCAAUCUGCACGGCCGAGAGAUCGCCCGCAUGUCGCUAGCCCUGCUGGAGGCCGUACACUCCUUCAGGAUCCGCCACCGACCUGCCCAGCAGCUCUUUCUGCGCAGUGGCAUCCACAGUGGCCCAGUGUGUGCUGGUGUUGUAGGACUGAAGAUGCCUCGGUUCUGUCUGUUUGGAGACACAGUCAACACAGCCUCUCGCAUGGAGUCCAAUGGGGAGGCCCUGAAGAUCCACGUGUCGGAGGCCACGCGCACGGUGCUGGACGACUUCAACUGUUUCCAGCUGGAGCUGAGAGGAGACGUGGAGAUGAAGGGCAAAGGGAGGAUGAAGACCUACUGGCUACUGGGGGAGAGCACCAGCAACAUGGCUUACUAGAGAGAGAGAGAGAGGGAGAGAGAGAGAGAGAGAGAGAGAGAGAGAGAUGGGGAGAGCGGGAGAAAGAGAGAGACAGGGAGAGCGAGAGAAAGAGAGAGAGACACACACAGGAGAGAGAGAGAUGCAUACUGUUUAGACCGUAUUAGAGAGACGUGGUAGAAAAGAGAUGUAAGGGAAGGGAGGGCUGAGGUAAAAGGAACAGACAUGCAUACAGAUGCACAUGGGAAUGGAGUGAAAUGGAAAUAAGCAACAACAAAAAACUGUACCACUGACAACUUCCUCCUUAAUGAUAGUCUCAUCUACAGAGUCUCACUGCUCUUCAUGAGGAUACUUUGGUUCCUAUAGGUGGACAAGCCCUGUCUAGAUUGACUUACCAUGGUGGAUCAUCCAUGGACAGCUGUAGACUUGUAGACUUUCCAACCAAAGGAACGAUAUCACUGCUACACCGCCAUGUGCCGAUUGGCGAGGCACCACCUCUGAUUGACACAGACGAUGGGCAUUUGCGAACGACUCCACCCUGUGUUCCAGAGUUGUAACUGUCAAUAUUUGUGAACAAACAUUUUGGACAUUCUUGUUUGGACCUGUUGUUUGUGGUGACGAGAGUUGUCCAAUGUGUUAUUUUGUGGUUAUUUGACUUUGUGACUGACUUUCUAACAUUUGUGUAGAGGCCUUAGUGUUAUAUGAAGCAUUCCCUGGUGUUUUUCUAUUUAUUUCACAAGUGGUUUGUGUUCUAUAUUACUAUAUCAGUUUGUUCUAUAUCAGUCAAACAUGAAUCAACUGAAGUCCAGAGGGGUACACUACGAAUGUAGCUAGAUGUAUUCAGUCUUCUGAUAUUAGCUAGCUUCAGUCAGCUUCACGUUCCAGCUCAGGCGUCACGCAUGUUAUGAAGGCAGAUCAGGCAGAUGUUGAUCGUUCACCCGCCGCUUACUUGAGCCUGCUCGAUCCGGGCUUGUAACUGCACGUACAUGUCACACAUUGCUAGUCGAAAGCCAAACUGAGACGUCAGUCAGCUUCACGUUCCAGCUCAGGCGUCACGCAUGUUAUGAAGGCAGAUCAGGCAGAUGUUGAUCGUUCACCCGCCGCUUACUUGAGCCUGCUCGAGCCGGGCUUGUAACUGCACGUACAUGUCACACAUUGCUAGUCGAAAGCCAAACUGAGACGAUACUGAAACAUUAGUCCAUGGGCGUGUCAGUGACACAUUUUCAUUUUUGCCAAAAUCUAAAUGAAAGGAAAAACUAACCUGCAAAUUCAGCAGGCUUAUGGUGUGAAAUGGGCUAUUACAAGUGCCGUCUGUCUUGCGCAUAUCGUUUAUUUGGUGUGCUUAGCAAUGCACGAUGACUCCCCACUCAUAUCGGUAAAAUCAUUGUAUGAAUUCCUACGACAGUUUUACUGCCCGUGAAGUUUCAAAUGCAUCCCGUUGUUACAAAAUGUGUUGUGUGUAAUGUAUUUGAAUGUUACUAUUUAUAACACACAGGAUUGACUCAACCACUUCAUUCGGGAUAAAUUGAGUAAACACUGAGUUAGCCAUCCCGGGAGCAGAUUAGUUCUGAAGGAUUCGUUGCCACAGAAAUGUACCUGGCUAAAAGGUGAGCCACAUUUGUGUCACCGUUUGAACUCAGAGUUGACCAAAGUUUCCUCGCUAACUCCUCAAACCAGAUUCGUAGAAUAGGGCUCAGUAAUCCAUAAUAAUACGAGACAACAAAGUGUGUCCCACAACCUAUUAGGCUAUGUGCUUUAGGGGGAAGUCGUGGAGGUAAUCACCACCAUGCAAGUAUAGGCGAUCUAAUUGACAUUGGUGAAAUGUCUCAAAUUGACACUUAUGGCUGUUAAGGACAUUAGGAUUGUAAAUAAAUCCGUGUGCAUUCAACUGGGCUGUUCAAAAAGAGGAUUUACAGCUAAAACGAAUCUUUUUGGUCAUUAAAAAAAAACAAUUAGCUUUAAUCUUCUCAAGAUACACUGCGAUGACAAUGAAGAAUUGAGAAUUAGAGUUGGCCACGAAUGUCAACUUUUGGGUAAAUUACGUAUUAUUAUCUAGUCACAGGUAAUGCUGUCUGCAUGGUUAUAACCAGCUAGUCCUCUCACACGAAGUUCUUAUAUUACAGACUCAUUUUGAAGUUCAGAUUUUCUAAUUGUCCUUUUUCCUUCUUUUUUCUUACAAGAUUAUGUUAUACUCUAGGGUACAAAAGAAUGAGUGAGUCUAGCUCUUCACUUCUGUUACUGAUAAGAAAGGUCAGAUUUAUUUCAGAUUGAGAGUCCUUCUAAAUGGCAUACAUAGCAUAGUGAAAAAUGAUAUAUUGGAUAUAUGCCCAUAAACUCUCAAAGUUGACUCUCUGAGGAUACUGGUUUGGCUUGUGAUUUGCAAACAUGUUACAACAAACGACUCUUUUGCCUUUUGUUCGUUGGUGUUUUUGGGUGGCUCUGCUCGUUGUCUAUCUGAAAGGAACAGCUGCACCACCGCGCUACUUGGCUCAGAAGUGGAGCAUCACUGAUAGGCAGCAGGCACUCAUAUACCAACCAGCGCUAUGGACCAUGUGAAUGUGCUCUCACUUGAAUGGCCCUAAACCUUAAACUUAUCAUCAGUGAGAAUAUCCCCUUUCCAAUUUAAGUCUAAAUGAUUUGAUCAUUUCAUUUUCCAUGAGUGAAUGUAUCACCUAAGUCAAAGCCAAUACUCGUGAAAUAAUCAGGAUUGGUAAUGUGGAUUUGUAAAUGAUAACAGCUCUGUGCGAUGUCAGGGAGACACGUCAUUGAUCAGUAGUAACUCACCCAAUGUCAGGCUUGAUCUGACAGGUAACCCAGCGGGCAAAACUGGUUUCAGUAUAAUCUAUUUUAUGGCGUCGUAGUCAGGUUGUAUACUGGUGGUGUGAAAGUUUAUGCAGAAGUUAAUUAUUUUUAGCAAACAGAAAAUCAAGUCUUUGUCUGGUUGUAAUCUGACCAGAUAACAACCAAAAUAUGACGUCUUUCCCAUUAUGUCUUCUUGUUGUGAAAAAUAUGUCUUUACCUGGUUGUAACAAGCAAUUGGUUGAGACCAGUUGCUUGUAAUGUGGUUGUAUGAUUUCUUGUCAACCAGAAAACCAGUUUACAACCAGAAAAUGAAAUCAUUAAGAUGAUUCCAAGGCAGGUCCAUCUGCAUACGGUAUGUGUCCACUAUGAAUGUGGUCACAUGGCUUCUUUAAAUGCGUUUCUGAUGCAGUAAAAUGUAUUGUAUUGUGUUGUUUUGGUUGCUUUGUCUGUAUUUUCGAAGAGUGGGUUGGUCUUUGAAUUACUGUAUGUUACAAUGUACUGUUGUGUUUUAAAAUAUGACAUUGGCGUUGUUUUGGGGGGAGAAAGAAAUGUUCAGUUACAUUGCCUGUCUUGUUUCGGGUCAGUUGAAUGUCUUUAUAAAAUCAGUUGAUAACCCACA
Oncorhynchus masou masou (cherry salmon) is the source of this 7448-nucleotide messenger RNA. RefSeq names its product atrial natriuretic peptide receptor 1-like. Gene Ontology annotation, molecular function: guanylate cyclase activity; protein kinase activity; peptide hormone binding. Bases 818 to 4048 code for a protein of 1076 amino acids. Gene Ontology annotation, biological process: intracellular signal transduction; receptor guanylyl cyclase signaling pathway; protein phosphorylation. The record is from RefSeq and is a predicted model, not a curated record. Lineage: Eukaryota; Metazoa; Chordata; Actinopteri; Salmoniformes; Salmonidae. Gene Ontology annotation, cellular component: plasma membrane. The transcript has 22 exons.